Molecule: messenger RNA, 960 nt
Organism: Sinocyclocheilus rhinocerous
Lineage: Eukaryota; Metazoa; Chordata; Actinopteri; Cypriniformes; Cyprinidae
Product: methyltransferase-like protein 12, mitochondrial
Exons: 2
Coding region: 25-798 (257 amino acids)
Molecular function (GO): S-adenosylmethionine-dependent methyltransferase activity
Source: RefSeq, a predicted model, not a curated record
CUUUACUUAAGCUGGGUAUUUAAAAUGUUGUUGUUUACCAGACUUGCAGUGCCGCUGAGGACCCUUCAAAAGCUGACCAAGGCACACAGAUGGCAUCAUACUAGUUUGACAAAUGAACUGAUUGAAAACAUGGACAAAAAAGCAACAUGGGACAGAUUCUAUACAGAAAAUGGAAGCAAAGGCCAAUUCAAAAAUUUUGAAUGGUUCUUUGGAUUUCACUCAGUCAAGGACUUCAUUCUUCCUGUACUUCAGACCAUGUCUCAUUCCCACAGUGGCCCAUUGAACAUCCUGGACAUGGGUUGUGGCACAUCCGCAUUAGGACCUUGUAUCUACAGAACCUCUCCAUGUGCUGUGAAGGUCAUCUGUGCUGAUAUCUCUUCAGUUGCAGUGAAACUUAUGCAGAAGCACAGUAAUUCUACAUUGGUACAGCCAUGCAAUCCAUCCUCUGCUCUUGCCUUCCUGGAGAUGGACUGCACACAGUUGAGAGGAUACUUUGUGGCCAGAAGCCUGGAUUUGAUAUUAGACAAGGGUACCACAGAUGCUUUAGUUAGGUCUAAAGAAGGUCAAGUUAAGGCUGGACAGAUAGUGAAGCAAUGUUUACAGGUGCUGAAGCCCUCAGGAACUCUCCUACAGUUCUCAGAUGAGGAUCCUGAUGCCAGGCUUGUAUGGCUUGAGAGAGAAGUUAGAGGAGGAGAACUGGCAGCUGAUGUAGGAGUUCAAGAGGUGGGAGAAUUGAGAGGGGUCAGCUAUUUUUGCUAUCAGAUUUCUCCUCGUACUUCUGAAAGGGUUUCUAAGUGACAAUACAGUCUUUGUACAAAAAUAUUGAACACUGAGAGCAUAAUAUUUUUUUUUUCUUGCACAAUGUACUUGCCUGAUCAAAAACCCAUCUACAUUGUUUGCAUCAGAUGAGCAGGAAACAAUACAAUUACACUAUAACAAUUUUUCAGACUUUUGUAAUAA